ACGUGACUGUGAGUCCAGAAACAAACUGGGUCAGGGACACAGAGGGGAAUAAAAUGAUUUGAGAUAAGAACUCGGGACCAGAGAGACCGACGGAGCGCUGAAACCUCUGAAACCUUCGUUACUUGUGUUCCAGAUGUGGAGCUUCUGGCUGGUUUUUGGGCUCCUCUGCUGGGGAUCUCAUGGAUCAGUGACCUGCAAAAACGACCGCGAUGCUGAAGUGGACUGGUACAUUUUAUACAAGAUACCCAAAAUGGCUCUCACUCCCAGUACCUCCACCACUGGUACAGAGUAUUUCUACAUCGACUCAAGUGGAAGGAGCGAGGAGUUGAACAACAUCAACAGCCCGAACGGCGUUCUGGGAAAUACUCUGAGGCCUCUUUUCAGACCCAUUAGAAACAUGGAGGAGACCUUCGGGUUCAUCAGCUACAGCGACCAGCCGCCAGGAUGUGACGCCGAUUCAAAGAGGUUUGGCCACAGCAAAGGACUCGUGAUGGUGGACAGAACCAGUACAGGAGUCUGGAUCUUGCACAGCACCCCUCGGUUCCCCUUCAGAAGGGAGCAGAACAACUUCUGGCCAACCAGCGGGAAUAAAAACGCUCAAACAUUUAUCUGUGUGACGUUCAACUACGACCAGUUCACUAAAAUAGGAACACAUCUGAAGUACAUCAAUGCGUUUCCAUUUGAACAUUAUAUCCCAAACAAUUUUCACGAGGAACUAAAGAAUGUUGUGAAUUGGGCAGAAGGCUCUCCGUACAGCCCUGAUAAGGUUGAGGUCUCAUCGUUGACAUCCAAAGGGAACCAAGGCUUUCAAAUCUUUGCUAAACAAGCCAAUGCAAAUGAAGAUGUUGGAGAUCUCUACCUAAGUAUUGCCAACAACUUCAAGAGCGACGUCUACGCCCAGACAUGGGGCUGCCAGCCCGGCCGGUCCGACUCCUACUGUUCCAGUGACUUUUCGGUCAUCAACGUCGAAGACUUAGCAGUGGGUAACCGGAGGAGGUGGGAGCCUAAAGUGGACCACUCCAAGUGGUGUGUAGCUAAGGAUCAGAACAAACACUGGACCUGCAUCGCCGACGUGAACAGGGCCGAAUCUCAGUUCAUGCGGUUCGGCGGGGCGCUCUGCAUCCACCACGAGUCGGUCCAACGUCACUUUCUGAGAUUUGCUAUCCAUCCUCAGGCCUGUCGGAAACGUCCCCGCCCAGUUUGUGAUCCGGACUCUGAUGGAGACAAUCUUCAAGUUAUCGGUUAGAUCGGCAGAGUUCACAUCGAUCGCAUCAGAUCAAUGCUUUGUAGGUUUAAGCCUUUCGAUCAGAAAAACUGGAGAUAAUUCCAGAAUAAAUGACUGUCAAAAUAAAAUACAUGUUUCUUCCUGGUUGUUUGAAAAAUUACAUUUCGAUGAAGAAAUCAGAAAACCUGAUUUUUAAGAAGUUGUCACUCUGAUGUAAACUUCUGAGUAAUAAUAAAUCACUCAAAGCUUCA
This is a messenger RNA of Gambusia affinis (western mosquitofish), 1476 nucleotides long. Its product is annotated as deoxyribonuclease-2-beta-like. The transcript has 7 exons. Bases 134 to 1246 code for a protein of 370 amino acids. Gene Ontology annotation, molecular function: deoxyribonuclease II activity. Lineage: Eukaryota; Metazoa; Chordata; Actinopteri; Cyprinodontiformes; Poeciliidae. Gene Ontology annotation, biological process: apoptotic DNA fragmentation. The record is from RefSeq and is a predicted model, not a curated record.